Molecule: messenger RNA, 815 nt
Organism: Caenorhabditis sp. 36 PRJEB53466
Lineage: Eukaryota; Metazoa; Nematoda; Chromadorea; Rhabditida; Rhabditidae
Source: the annotation of a GenBank genome assembly
AUGAAGCCGAAGUCAAAACCACCAUCGCCGAGCUCCACGUUCUCCUACGAAGAAGACGAAAAGAUGUGGGAGUACAUUUGGAAUAAGGUAAAAUUCAGUGAAAGGUGCAUCCUCAAGGCCGCCGUUCGACCAAAUCAGUGGUCGUUUUGGAAUCCGUACAUCGAGAAGAACGGCUGUAAACGACAACCGCGAGGACUGGCCACUCAGUGAAAUUUUGUUCUAGAGACACUAACACGAUGUCUCUUUUGCAGCUUCCGCAUGAAAAUGGCGCCGAAUCUGCACGCCGCUCCGAUGUCAAAGCGCAUCAAGGCGAUCCUCUACUUUGUCUACAGCAUUCCUGUCGAUUCGAGUUUCCUUCCAAUCAUCAGAGCGUUUGCUCCGGAUAUCCAGAUCGAUUCGAAUAGAUGCCUGACUCGCCUGAUCAUAAAAUCAAAACACGAAGAAGAUACCAAACAGAAACCGGUUCUGAUUGAAGAGAUGGUGCUGGACAAAAGUAACCAUGUGCCGAUAAAGUUGGAAGAGCCUUUUGUGGUGGAUAAAGUGGAAAGAGUCAUGUUUGCGGAGUCGCCGAUGGUCAACGACCGUUCCCAACCGCUGCUUCGAAGUGUUCGCAACCAACACGCUCAAAUUUCGCUGGAUAUGAUUGCAGAAGUCCGCAACAGAACCUUCGACAGAAUUAAAGACAUUACCGAUUCAGAACAUGUUAGCGAUAAGAGUUGAUUAAAUUAUAUUCACAUUUCAAUAUUCAGGUGAUCCCCUUAUUCCAAAAAGCCAUGGACGAUGUAAUCGACGAGAUUCUGGCUGGCUCAAACUGA